AUGCAACAUGAUGAAACAAAGUUUAACAACAAUUUGUCAGAAUCUCCUAUUCCUUCAGCUAGUUUAACUUCAACAUCAUUAAUACUACCGCCACCGCCACCACCACCGCCCAUGAUUUCUUCACCUGCACUACAAGGAGGAGCAAAUGGUAGUAGCAAUUGGAGAGAACAAUUGCAAGCAAGGUUAAGAAGUAAAAAGAAUAAUUCCACAGAUAAAACAUCUACACCAAUAAAAAGUUAUUUGUGGAUAUCACAAAGUCCUGCUGAUAUGUCAGAAGUAUUGAAAGAAUUACAAAGUGGAUCCAUUAAACUACGUUCAAUACCAAGAUCACCCGGUGGCACACCGAUAAAACAGAAACAUUCUCCUACAAUCAGUGGCUCUGAUCCAUGUGCAAUUAUCACUCGGGCAUUACACUCUAAAUUUUCACAUCUUCGUUCUAUGAUGGACAGUUCUACUAGUGAUGAAGAAGAAAACCAGUCAGAUAAUCAUCUUGACUCUGGUCCGCGCUGGGUUAGGAAUCGCGGUGUCUUGGAGUAUAUGGGAUUUUGUCCACAAUUUAAAUAUAGAUAUGGUCAUACUUUUGGUAAAGAAACAUCAGAAAUAGCUAAAGUAACUUGUUUAAUUCAAGGAUCACAUCAUUUUUACCCUGUUACUAGGGAGAAUAAUAAAUUUGAUCCAUUAAGAUCUAAGUUUAAUUAUGAUGUUCCUGGAAGAAUGUUACCAAAAUCAACAGGAGAUAAUAAAUAUACAGAAGGAAUGAUACCAGGAUAUUCUGGUAAUAUACCACAAAUGAAUUUUAAAUUUGGUCGAACAUAUCGUAAUCUAUCUGAUGAAUGCGUUGAUCAAUUAGUUAAAGAAUAUAAAUCUUCUGAGUUAAGACAAAACAGAUUAAAAGAAUCAUCCAACUUGAUGACUAAUCUUCAUCCUGUAACAUAUGAUCCUUUAGUUAAGAAUCAUUUAAAUACAUGGACUGACGAUAUGGUUAAGAAGAAUUCUGAUGUUCAUUCGUAUAUGAGUUCAAAUGAACCGCCUAUUCCUGAAAGUGGUUUAGCUAAACGUUUUCAUGAAGCUGCUCAAAGUAGUUUAGAAACAUUUAGAGCUGAAUGUAAAAAUCAUUUUGAUCAUAUGGAUAUGCCGAUGACUAGAUUAGAUACUUCAUCACGUCCACAUAGUUCAAUACCAUAUACACCAAAUAGUAAUUAUUAUAGUGCAAGAAUAUUUCAUCAAGAAGGUAUGAUACCAGAUUAUGAAGUUCAUAUACAUGGUUAUCAAUAUCAUGUUGGAAAGAAUUUUGGUAAUACAACACGUGAUUUAGAAUGCUCUCCAAUGUGCCCUGAAAUCUAA
Molecule: messenger RNA, 1344 nt
Organism: Schistosoma rodhaini
Lineage: Eukaryota; Metazoa; Platyhelminthes; Trematoda; Strigeidida; Schistosomatidae
Source: the annotation of a GenBank genome assembly